GUGAACAAGAAUUUUGCAAUUGAUUUGAUAGCAGAGCAACCUGUGAGUGAAGUUGAAAGCAGAGUGAUAUCGUGUGAUGGUGGUGGUGGAGCUUUGGGACAUCCUAAAGUAUACAUAAACUUGGACAAAGAUACAAAGACCGGAACAUGUGGCUACUGUGGACUUCAGUUUAAACAGAAACAUCACUGA
Molecule: messenger RNA, 189 nt
Organism: Apaloderma vittatum (bar-tailed trogon)
Lineage: Eukaryota; Metazoa; Chordata; Aves; Trogoniformes; Trogonidae
Gene: NDUFS6
Product: NADH dehydrogenase (ubiquinone) Fe-S protein 6, 13kDa (NADH-coenzyme Q reductase)
Exons: 2
Biological process (GO): mitochondrial electron transport, NADH to ubiquinone
Source: RefSeq, a predicted model, not a curated record